UCGGCUGCGUUCCCGCGUUCACCGCGUCUUGCUGAGCCUUCCUCUGUGCAUAAUGGAGGGAGGCGUGAGGAGUCGGGUCGCCGUCUGUGGCCUCGCCUGCCCCAAGCUUCUGCUCAAGCAGUCCUCUCUCAUUCUUCCCCAAGGGUCCCUGCUGGAAGAAAUCGGGCCCCAAGUGUGGUCUCUGCUCUCUCAAGUGUUGAGCAUUGGACGUGGUUUGAGAACCAAGUUCUGCGCAUUAGUAUCCAUCCUUUCAACUAGUGGUGACACUUCAGUUGUGCUUAAAGAGGACCACUCCUCCUCCAUUGGCUGCAGCCUUACUUCAGCUGUUAAUCAAGGCAGCAUGUCGGCUGAAACACCAAUCACACUGAAUAUUGAUCCUCAGGAUCUACAGGUACAAACAUUCACUGUAGAGAAGCUACUGGAGCCACUCAUAAUCCAGGUUACUACACUUGUAAAUUGUCCCCAGAAUCCUUCCAACAGGAAAAAAGGACGUUCAAAAAGAGCCAGAGUCCUCCUAGCUUCUGUGGAGGAAGCAACUUGGAAUUUAUUAGACAAGGGAGAGAAGAUUGCCCAGGAAGCCACAGUUUUAAAGGAAGAGCUUACUACUGCACUUGAGGAAGUUCGCAAAGAAAGUGAAGCUCUGAAAGUAUCAGCUGAGAGAUUUGCAGAUGAUCCCUGUUACCUCCCCAAAAGGGAGGCUGUGGUUCAAGCUGCCCGUGCCUUGUUGGCUGCAGUUACCAGACUCCUCAUCCUCGCAGACAUGAUAGAUGUCAUGUGUCUCUUGCAGCACGUGUCAGCUUUUCAAAGAACAUUUGAGUCUCUCAAAAAUGUUUCCAAUAAAUCUGACCUCCAGAAAACCUACCAGAAGCUUGGGAAGGAGCUGGAAAAUCUGGAUUAUUUAGCCUUCAAACGUCAGCAGGACUUAAAAUCUCCAAAUCAGAGGGAUGAAAUCGCAGGGGCCCGGGCCUCACUGAAGGAGAACUCCCCCCUCUUGCAUUCAAUUUGCUCAGCUUGUUUGGAACAUUCUGAUGUUGCUUCCCUCAAAGCCAGCAAGGACACAGUUUGUGAAGAAAUUCACAAUGCCCUCAAUGUAAUUUCAAAUGCUUCACAAGGCAUCCAGAAUAUGCUUGCCCCACCAGAAUCUAAGGCAGCAACACUGGGAAGUGCCCUUGAUGAGCUUGAGAAUUUAAUUGUCUUGGAUCCACUCACAGUGACUGAGGAAGAAAUUAGACCAUCACUAGAGAAACGUCUUGAAGCCAUUAUCAGUGGGGCUGCACUAUUGGCUGACUCUUCAUGCACUAGAGAUUUCCAUCGGGAACGGAUUAUUGCAGAAUGCAAUGCCAUUCGCCAGGCUCUCCAGGACCUGCUUUCAGAGUACAUGAACAAUGUAGGUAACUUGUUUUCCGCCAACCUCAUGCACUGGAUGCAAAAGCAAACAGAUACACAUGCACAGUUACCCACAGACAUAGUCAGGGAUGGCCAUGUAAUUGUGGAGCUUGAUGCAAAAUGA
This is a messenger RNA of Leptonychotes weddellii (Weddell seal), 1510 nucleotides long. Lineage: Eukaryota; Metazoa; Chordata; Mammalia; Carnivora; Phocidae. The record is from RefSeq and is a predicted model, not a curated record.